This is a messenger RNA of Lingula anatina, 560 nucleotides long. RefSeq names its product glutathione peroxidase-like. The record is from RefSeq and is a predicted model, not a curated record. Gene Ontology annotation, biological process: response to oxidative stress. Gene Ontology annotation, molecular function: peroxidase activity. Lineage: Eukaryota; Metazoa; Brachiopoda; Lingulata; Lingulida; Lingulidae.
AUGACGGCUACACCUGAAACCAGGGACCAUGUGGUUCUUAUAGUUAAUGUAGCCUCUCAAUGAGGUUUCACCGCGAAGAACUACACUCAGCUGCAAAGUCUGCAUGCCAAAUAUGCUGAGUCGAAGGGUCUUCGCAUCCUGGGGUUCCCCUGCAACCAGUUUGGUGGGCAGGAACCAGGUACUGAAGCAGAGAUCAAGAAGUUUGUUGAAAAAUUUGACGUUCAGUUUGACAUGUUUUCCAAGAUCAAAGUCAAUGGGGGUGACGCAGAUCCACUGUGGAAGUAUCUCAAGCACAAACAAGGAGGAACUCUGAUUGAUGCAAUCAAGUGGAAUUUUACCAAAUUUCUAGUGGAUAAGAAAGGCCAGCCAGUGAAAAGAUAUGCUCCUAACACAGAACCUUUUACAGUGGAGAAAGAUUUUGAUGAAUACUUUUAGAAAAAGAUUCCAAAGAAGCCAUCCAUGACUUCCAGAGACUGAGUACCAAAAAUAUCAUCCCAUAAUCAUUUUUUUUUUUCAAUAAAUGAAAAGAAACAUUUAUAUUAAAAAAAAAAGAAAAAAAA